AUGAUGGAUGCGAAUCAAGUAGCAGAGCUCCGAAGAUUCGUCGAACAGCUGAAACUGAAUCCUUCUCUCCUCCACGAUCCUUCUCUCACUUUCUUCAAAGAUUAUCUCCGAAGUUUAGGAGCUCAAGUUCCUAAGAUAGUCAAAACUGAAAGAGAUUAUGAAGAUACGGCUGAGACUAAACCCAGUUUCUCUCCUAAUCAUGAUGAUGAUGAAAUCACCGAGUCUGAUGUUGAGUUGGAUGAUUCUGAUGUUGUUGAACCAGAUAAUGAGCCUCCUCAGCAGAUGGGAGAUGCUACAGCUGAAGUGACGGAUGAAGAUAGGGAUGCUGCUCAGUCUGAGAAGAGCAAAGCUAUGGAUGCAAUCUCUCAAGGAAAGUUUGAUGAAGCUAUAGAAUAUCUCACUAAAGCCAUCAUGUUAAACCCCACUUCAGCAAUUCUCUACGCUACUAGAGCUACUGUGUUUCUAACAGUCAAGAAGCCAAAUGCUGCAAUCCGUGAUGCGGAUAUGGCUUUACAGUUCAACCCUGAUUCAGCUAAGGGGUACAAGGCAAGAGGUAUGGCUAGAGCCAUGUUAGGCCAAUGGGAAGAAGCUGCAGCUGAUCUUCAUGUAGCUUCAAAAUUAGAUUACGAUGAGGAGAUUGGGUCGGCACUUAAGAAGGUUGAACCCAAUGCAAAGAGAAUCGAAGAACACCGGAGAAAAUAUCAACGUCUGAGGAAAGAAAAGGAACUCCGAAGGGCUGAACGCGAGAGAAGAGAACAGCAAGAAGCCCAGGAGCGAGAAGCUCUGUCUGCACUUAAAGACGGACAAGUGAUUAGCAUCCACUCAACCAGCGAGCUAGAAGCGAAGACAAAGGCUGCAAAGAAGGCAUCACGUCUUCUAAUCAUGUACUUCACAGCAACAUGGUGUGGACCGUGCCGUUACAUGUCUCCUCUGUACACAACCCUGGCCACGCAACACCCGAGAGUAGUCUUCUUGAAAGUUGACAUAGAUCAGGCCAAUGACGUGGCUGCUGCUUGGAACAUAAGCAGCGUCCCAACCUUUUGCUUCAUCAGAGAUGGGAAACAGGUAGACAAAGUUGUGGGAGCUGAUAAAGGCUCGCUUGAGAAGAAGAUUGCACAGCACUGUUCUUCUAAGUAA
Molecule: messenger RNA, 1137 nt
Organism: Eruca vesicaria subsp. sativa (arugula)
Lineage: Eukaryota; Viridiplantae; Streptophyta; Magnoliopsida; Brassicales; Brassicaceae
Source: the annotation of a GenBank genome assembly